CGUGAGUACGAAGAGCUUGAUGAGCUGGCCGACAGGGGUAAUGCUCGAAAAUUCUCCGAAAAAAUGCGGCGGCUCACAGAAGGUUUCAAGACCAGGGUAUACUCUUGUAGAACCCCCAAAGGUGAUCUAGUGACCGAUGCCCAAAGCAUACUAAAAUUUCUCCAGCCUGCUGAAUGGCAGUGAACACACAACACCACGAAAAGGCGAACCCGAUUUCCCAUUCAAUGACGAUAGAGCAGACGUUCCAUUGCCCGACCAUGAAUAAGUUCUAAUAGCAAUUACCCGCCUGAAGAACAAUAAAGCGGCGGGGGCCGAUGGAUUGCCGGCCAAGCUAUUCAAUCACGGCGGCGAAGAACUGAUAAGGAGCAUGCAUCAACUUCUUUGUAAAAUAUGGUCGGAUAAAAGCAUGCGCAACGAUUGGAAUUUAAGUGUGCUAUGCCCAAACCAUAAAAAAGGAGACCCCACAAUGUGCGCCAACUACCGUGGGAUUAGCCUCCUCAACAUCGCAUAUAAGGUUCUAUCUAGCGUAUUGUGUGAAAGAUUAAAGCCCACCGUCAACGAGCUGAUUAGACUUUAUCAGUGUGGCUUUAGACCUGGAAAAUCAACAACCGACCAGAUAUUCACCAUGCGCCAAAUCUUGGAAAAGACGCGUGAAAGGAGAAUCGACACACACCACCUUUUCGUCGAUUUCAAAGCUACUUUCGACAGCACGAAAAGGAGCUGCCUCUAUGCCGCGAUGUCUGAAUUUGGUAUCCCCGCAAAACUGAUACGGCUGUGUAAACUAAAUAGGGAAGGUACCAUCUUCUAUAAGAGUGUACAACUGCUGGCGUAUGCCGAUGAUAUUGAUAUCAUCGACCUCAACACCCACCAACAAUGUCAGCCUAGAAAUCCAACGCAGAAUAACUCUUGCCAACAGGUGCUACUUCGGACUGAGUAGGAAAUUGAAAAGUAAAGUCCUCUCUCGACGAACAAAAGCUAAACUCUAUAAGUCACUCAUAAUUCCCGUCCUGCUAUAUGGGGAGGAGGCUUGGACGAUGUCAACAACGGAUGAGUCGACGUUGCGAGUUGUCGGGGUAAAAGUUCUGCGAGAGAUUUAUGGUCCUUUGCGAGUUGGCCACGGCGGAUGGAACGAUGAGCUGUACGAGAUAUACGACGACAUCGACAUAGUUCAGCGAAUUAAAAGACAGCGGCUACGCUGGCUUGGUCAUGUUGUCCGAAUGGACGAAAACACUCCAGCUCUGAAAGUAUUCGACGCAGUACCCGCCGGGGGAAGCAGAGGAAGAGGAAGACCUCCACUCCGUUGGAAGGACCAAGUGGAGAAGGACCUGGCUACGCUUGGAAUAUCCAAUUGGCGCCACGUAGCGAAAAGGAGAAACGACUAGCGCGCUGUUGUUAACUCGGCUAUAAUCGCGUAAGCGGUGUCUACGCCAAUUAAGAAGAAGAAGAAGAAUAUCCACCUACCCAUAGCUACAGUGCUAGGGCUGCGUUGGGACCCGGUGAGUGACGAAUUGUUAUUUAUGGUAUCACUGAAGCAGUAUAAUGAAAUGCCGACAAAGCGGCGAGUUCUUAGUGAUGUAGCUCAAUUGUAUGACCCCACUGGAUUUUUGGCACCAGUCAUUAUAUCGGGCAAGGUAUUUAUACAGACUCUUUGGUCUACGGGUAUAUCUUGGGAUACCCCACUACCUAAAGAUCUGUGUCAUAUUUGGUCUAAAUUUCGCAAUGACUUAGGUAUUCUCGAUAAGGUUCGUGUACCUCGAUGGCUUGGUAUGGAUGCAACUAAUCGUACUUCCCUCUAUGGUUUUUGUGAUGCCAGUCAGAAAGCCUAUGCUGCUGUGGUUUACGCACGCACUAUUGACAAUGAUGACAAAGCCAAUAAAUCCUUGCUUACCGCACGCACCAAGGUUGCGCCAUUGAAAGGAGCCACAAUCCCUCGACUGGAACUAUGUGGAGCUCUUUUAUUAGCCAAGACAAUUUGUAAUGUUCGCAAGGCGUUAAGUUUAGAGGAUACCUCUGUGCACUUACUGACGGAUUCCAGUAUUGUCUUGAGUUGGUUACGCAAACAGCCUGUGAUGUUAAAACCUUAUAUUGCCAACAGGGUUCGGCAAAUACAACAAUUGACGUCAUUAGAUUUGUGGCAUUAUGUACGUUCAGCGCAGAAUCCAGCGGAUUGCGCCAGCCGUGGUGUGACUCCAUCAGAGUUGCUGGGUCACCAUUUAUGGUGGUCAGGCCCAGACUGGUUACGUCAGAAAACAAUCCCAUUUGACCAAGCACCAGAGUUACAAGCUGACGAACGUAUAACCAUGCAGAGUGAAGAGAGGUCUAGAGUUUUAACCUUCGCAUCCUCAAUUCGAUUGCAGCUUAUCACCCGACGUAUAGAUGGACAACAUAUUCCACUAGCACAGCGUUUUAGUUCCAUCAAACGACUUGUCAGAACUACAGCUAUAGUUCUGCGCUGGUUACCAAGGUAUCGCCAUUUUCGACAUCAUCUUGUUACCGCCCCAGAGAUGGAUAAUGCGCUUGAAUUGCUCAUUCGUAUUGAUCAAUCGUCUGCGUUUCCUCAAGACUUACGUUGUUUGGGCGAAGCAACCAACUUAUCAUCCUCGAGCCCCCCCUACUCGCAUUUAACCCCUACAUAGAUGAUCAUGGUAUCAUCCGGGUAGGCGGCCGCCUUCAUAGAUCAGCCUUGGUAGAAGAACAUCGUCAUCCAACUAUACUUCCGACGGUUAGCGAUUUAGUUAGGCUGCUUGUUCACCAAACUCAUAUCGACACCCUUCAUGGCGGUGCACAGCUGAUGCUGCAGACUCUACGCUACCGCUAUUGGAUUCUUCUUGCAAAGCAAGUUGUCCGCAGUAUGGUUCAUAAAUGAGUGAUUUGCAGAAGACAUCGGGGAGUUACCAUUACUCAACAGAUGGCAUCACUACCACGACAACGGGUCAGCGCAUCUCGGCCAUUUUUGGUGUCAGGUGUAGAUUACUGCGGUCCCUUUUCACUCCGCAUUGGCACUAAAAGAUCUCGCAGUACAGUGAAAACUUAUCUCUCAGUUUUCGUAUGUAUGGCUACUAAAGCUGUCCACAUCGAGUUGGUGGAUGACUUGUCAUCAAAGGCGUUUAUAGACGCUUUCACGCGUUUUGUUAGUCGACGCGGUUUGUGUCGUGACUUAUAUAGCGACAACGCUACAACUUUCGUCGGAGCCAAUCGGAUGAUGAAGGAAGAUCUAGCCGCUUGGCACAGUGAACAGAAUCAACAAUAUCUCGCCAACGUUGGGACGAGUUGGCAUUUUAUAACCCCAAGUGCCCCCCAUCAAGGUGGAUUGUGGGAGGCUGCCGUGAAGUCCGCGAAACGACACUUGGUUCGUGUCAUCGGUAAUCAGGCGAUGUGGCAUUCGCAGUUACAAACACUAUCGACACGAAUUGAAGCUUGUUUGAAUUCGCGUCCGCUUAUACCGCUGACUGAUGACCCUGAAGACAAAUAUGUGCUAACACCUGGAGACUUCCUCAUUGGCGCUCCUCUUCUCGCAGUGCCAGAACCGACCGUGGCGGAAAUUCCAUCUAACCAACUAAAGCACUGGCAGUGGUUACGACGAAUCCAUCAACAAUUCUGACAUCGGUGGAGUGAAGAAUAUUUGGCGACUCUACAAUCACGAAGCAAGUGGCGCAGGCGUACCGAAAAUAUUCACGUGGGAGAUAUUGUCCUAGUCAGACAUGAAAACCUCCCCCCAACACAUUGGCGACUGGGUCGUGUAACAGAGGUACAUCCUGGCAGUGAUGGCCUUGUUCGAAACGCAACAUUGAUGACCUCUAAUGGCGUGUGCACCCGGGCAGUACAAAAACUGUGCCUACUUUUACAACCGGACAAUUUCGAAGCAGUUGCUUCGACCGGGCAGGAUGUCUAAGAUUUAUUUUAAAUUUAUUAUUUCAUUUCACACGAUGUACCCUGUGCGGUGUUCCUCAAUUACUUAGUAUUCCUUACUUCUUAUAUUUUGUUUAACUAUUGUAUUACUAUCGU
Molecule: messenger RNA, 4005 nt
Organism: Bactrocera neohumeralis
Lineage: Eukaryota; Metazoa; Arthropoda; Insecta; Diptera; Tephritidae
Exons: 2
Coding region: 1518-2636 (372 amino acids)
Source: RefSeq, a predicted model, not a curated record